CUCCCAUCCUCCCAACAGCUCCAAUGGCAACUCGGAUCCAUGGCCAUGUUCCUUCACUUCGGACCCAACACAUUCACCAACUCCGAAUGGGGCACCGGAAAAGCUAACCCAUCCGUUUUCAACCCGACCCAUCUCAACGCAAGUCAAUGGGUCCAAAUCGCUAAAGACUCAGGCUUUUCCCGCGUUAUCCUCACCGCAAAGCACCACGACGGAUUCUGUCUCUGGCCUAGCGAAUACACUGAUUACUCCGUCAAAUCGAGCUCAUGGAGAAAUGGAACCGGCGAUGUAGUGGCGGAGCUAGCUGCUGCGGCGGCGGAAGCUGGAAUUGGACUUGGUCUUUAUCUUUCUCCAUGGGAUCGUCAUGAUCAGAGUUAUGGCAAGACAUUGGAGUAUAACGAGUUUUAUCUGAGUCAAAUGACUGAGUUAUUAACAAAGUAUGGAGAGAUUAAAGAAGUUUGGUUAGAUGGAGCUAAAGGAGAAGGAGAGAAAGAUAUGGAGUAUUUCUUUGAUACUUGGUUUAGUUUGAUCCAUCAGCUUCAGCCUAAAGCUGUUAUAUUCUCCGACGCCGGUCCUGAUGUCCGGUGGAUUGGUGAUGAAGCUGGUCUUGCUGGGUCUACUUGCUGGUCACUCUUUAACCGAACCAAUGCCAAGAUUGGUGACACUGAUCCUCUGUAUUCUCAGGAAGGUGAUAAAUUUGGGCAAGAUUGGGUACCAGCGGAAUGUGAUGUAUCGAUUCGACCUGGUUGGUUUUGGCAUGCGUUGGAGUCGCCUAAACCGGCUGUUCAGCUUUUGGAUAUAUACUAUAACUCGGUUGGAAGAAACUGUCUCUUCCUGCUUAAUGUGCCUCCUAAUUCUUCAGGAUUGAUAUCUGAGCAAGACAUCAAGGUUCUUGAGGAGUUUCGCGAAAUGAAACACUCUAUUUUCUCGAAUAAUCUCGCCCGUAAAGCAGUAGUUAACUCGAGCAGUAUUCGUGGCGGUCAAAGUUCGCAGUUUGGUCCUAUGAAUGUUUUGGAAGAAGGGUUAGACAAGUAUUGGGCGCCAGAGGAGAAUCAAAAGAAAUGGGUAUUGUACUUUGAGUUUGAAGAUCCGGUUAGUUUCAAUGUAUUGGAAAUUCAAGAACCGAUCCAAAUGGGUCAAAGGAUCGCGUCUUUCCAUCUCGAAACAUGGAAGACUGGAAGCGGAAAGUGGGAGAGAGUUGUGAGCGGCACUACGGUUGGGAACAAAAGGCUUUUACGAUUUCUGAAGGUUGAGUCACGGUCUCUAAAGCUUGUGGUGGACAAAGCGAGGACCGACCCUCUUAUAUCCUACCUUGGAAUCUACAUGGACAAGUUUUCGGUGUCGAGUAGAAACUCAACAAAGAUAACAAUCACAAGGACACUAAAGGAAGAGCAACAACUACAUGAUUUAGUUUGUUCUCGCUGCCAGAGAGUCCUUCCUUCAGAUAACAAUGGCCUUGUUUCUUCUUCAUUUUGCAAAUUCUGCAAAUCAAAAGAACCAAAACUUCUCUAUCGGAUUCUCAUGUCUAUAGCAACAGAUACAUCAGUGAAAACUGUGAUCUGUUUUGAUAGAGCUGCCACUGUUCUCUUUGGUUGUUCAGCUGAUGAGUUCUUCCACUUCACUAAACUCAAUCCAUUAGCCGCAUCAAUGGUGAAUCAGGUCUUUGAUGGAGAAAUGCUAAGGAUGACAUUAACUCGGCCUCACAACCGAAACGCGCAACACAUGAGAGUGACAUCAAUUGUUCCUUUAAGAUCAGGAUUUCAGCCUGCAAUUGUAACUUUGAGACAUAUUUGCACAAAGAAUGCUUCUUUAGGGAAUUGUUCUACAACAAAUCACAGUUCCUAAUGUUGGAGUAUACAUAUAAAUGCUACUAUCACUAGUUGUUUGAUAUCUUUUCUACACAUUAUUUUGUCCGAAAUACUCUUAAGUAGUUGUUAAGUUCCUCCUUGGAUUAAGUUCUAACUUGGUUGUUAGAAAAUGACUUAAUAUUUGAUGUGGAAACUUUAAUCAAGUCUCUCCUAAAGU
Arabidopsis arenosa is the source of this 2022-nucleotide messenger RNA. Lineage: Eukaryota; Viridiplantae; Streptophyta; Magnoliopsida; Brassicales; Brassicaceae. The record is from the annotation of a GenBank genome assembly.